UUUAUACAUAUAAAACCAUUUCAAAAUGAGGAUUUUAUCUUUAUACAAAUCUCACUUCACCAAACUUGCUUCGAGACGUAACUUUCAUCGAACUGCACCAGUUUUGAAUCUUCUUAUUGAAAAGCCUGAAUUCUCGUGGCUCAAAGAUCUCGGAUUAGAAUCUGACAAUAAAGGUGUUUUUGAUGGCCAGUGGAAAGCAGGAAGCGGACAGGUUGUUGAAUCAAUCUGUCCAUCAAACAAUGAACCAAUAGCAAGGAUAUCAACAGGCACCAUAUCAGACUACAACCAGGCUGUGAAUAAUGCAAAGGAAGCUUGGCAAGUCUGGUCUGAAGUCCCUGCACCACAGAGAGGAGAGAUUGUUCGACAAAUCGGACAUGCUUUGAGAGAGAAACUUCAACUUCUUGGGAAAUUAGAGGCUCUAGAGGUUGGCAAAAUUGCACUGGAAGGGGUCGGAGAGGUCCAAGAGUUCAUUGAUAUCUGCGACUAUGCUGUGGGAUUGUCAAGAAUGCUGCCUGGACAAGUGUUCCCCUCUGAAAGACCAGGGCAUGCACUGCUUGAGACGUGGAACCCAGUAGGUCUGGUUGGUGUGAUCACAGCAUUCAACUUUCCUAUCGCUGUCUAUGGCUGGAACGCGGCUAUUGCACUUACAUGUGGCAACAGUGUCUUAUGGAAACCUGCUACAACUGUCAACCUUUCAACGAUCGCUGUCAACAAAAUCAUGGUGGAUGUCUUGGAAUCAAAUAAUCUUCCUCCAGCUGUCUGUUCUUUAGUGUGCGGGGGAGCAGAUGUUGGUGAAGCACUGGCAAAUGAUAGCAGAGUGGAUCUUGUGUCUUUCACAGGCAGUACACCAGUGGGUAGAAAAGUUGGCACAACAGUUCAAAAUCGUUUUGGAAGAAAAAUCUUGGAGUUGGGUGGAAAUAAUGCUGUUAUAGUAAUGGAUGAUGCAGACCUAGAUCUUGUUGUCGUGGGAACGUUAUUCGGAAGCGUUGGGACACAGGGUCAGCGAUGCACGACCACUCGAAGAUUGAUUGUUCACGAGAAAGUUUACGACCAAGUUUUAGAAAGGUUGAAGAAAGCGUAUAAACAAGUUCGAAUUGGAGAUCCAUUGGAAGAUGGAAUCCUUUAUGGACCAAUGCAUUCAAAAGCUGGCGUUGAUCUUUAUAAAAAAACAGUCGCUGAGGCCAGAGCACUCGGUGGCACUGUUGAGGUGGGAGGUGAGGUCAUCGACAGACCAGGAAACUAUGUCGAGCCCACAAUUGUUACAGGACUUGCUCAUGACAGCCCUCUAGUGCUGAGAGAAUCAUUUGUACCCGUACUCUUCGUGUUAAAAUUGAAGGGAGGCAUUGAUGAAGCUAUUCAAUGGAAUAAUGAAGUUGAACAAGGUCUAUCAAGCGCAAUCUUUACUAAGAACUUGAGCGACGUUUUCAAAUGGAUGGGACCAAAAGGAUCUGACUGUGGUCUUGUGAAUGUUAAUAUCGGUACAAGCGGAGCAGAGAUUGGAGGUGCGUUCGGAGGUGAGAAGGCCACAGGAGGAGGCAGAGAGUCAGGAUCAGAGGCAUGGAAGCAAUACAUGAAAAGAUCGACAUGCACCAUCAACUACAGUAAAGACCUUCCUCUUGCACAAGGAAUUAAGUUUGAAUAAGCGAUCGGAGCAGUGGAGAUAUCUAUGCAGAUCUUGCCUGAAUCCUGCUUGAAAAAUAUUAAUAACUUGUUUAAAUCGUGUUUAGAGUAUGUGUGGGCUUUCACAAAAUAGUAGUUUUUGUUGUGAGUCUGAAGUGGAAUUGUACAGGUGUGUGUUGGUUACUUUUUUUCAUCCUGAAAGCAACAAAUUUGAAUAACUUGUGGGUGCAAUUUUCCGAUUGAAGUGUUGAACUCCGCCAUCUUGGCAUUAUAGGUUGGAAAACUUGGCUUUAAAUUUCAUGCCUACUAUCUCACCUAGAGUAUAAUGAAUUCGGUAGGCAAUGUUGAAUUAAAAUUUUUUUAAUCUUUUCAAAAUAUAGCAGCUCUUUUCCUAUACAUUUCUACUUGUUUGGAGUGGAAAACAUUUUAUAAAAAAAAACAUUGAACUAAAUUUGGAUCUUAAUAAGAAUUACUUGAAAUAAAAAAAACUUCAUUGCUUCAUUUGCAUCUGUAACCCAUAAUUUUCAGUAACUCGACAAAAAACUAAGCCAAAAAGAUUUAUUAGUUACUAAUGGUGUCACAUUUUAUGUUUUUUGGAAAAUUACAUUUUUGUAAUAGUUUGGUUCCAACAGCCAAAACCAAAACAGGCACAAGGCAUUACCUAAAAUCAAAAGUAAAACAGGUACAGCCUUGAGACCAAAAAAUGGCCCCUGGUCCAUGUUUUUUCCAAAUAACAUAUAUAGUUUGACUUUAUUAUUAUCUUCAUGUUAGAUAUUCUUAUGGGUGCCGCUGCUCAAUAACAAAUUUGUUUCCCGCGGCCCCUCAAACUAAAAUGCUUUUUCAUAGUUUAUUGUAAUUUGUAUAGUUAGUGUGUUCUCAGUAUGGUGAUAAAAACAUUACUGAUUACUAUAUACAAUUCUGAAAAAUUAGACAUAUGCUACUUUGGUUUUAACGUGGCAGUGUACUGUCAUGCAUAUUGGUUGUGCCUUUAUUCCUUUACUUUGAAUCAAUGCUCUUCAAACAUCAGU
This is a messenger RNA of Styela clava, 2648 nucleotides long. RefSeq names its product alpha-aminoadipic semialdehyde dehydrogenase-like. The record is from RefSeq and is a predicted model, not a curated record. NCBI's taxonomy places the organism in Eukaryota, Metazoa, Chordata, Ascidiacea, Stolidobranchia, Styelidae. Gene Ontology annotation, molecular function: aldehyde dehydrogenase (NAD+) activity.